Molecule: messenger RNA, 1892 nt
Organism: Centruroides sculpturatus (bark scorpion)
Lineage: Eukaryota; Metazoa; Arthropoda; Arachnida; Scorpiones; Buthidae
Product: TPPP family protein CG45057-like
Exons: 4
Coding region: 171-671 (166 amino acids)
Biological process (GO): microtubule bundle formation; positive regulation of protein polymerization; microtubule polymerization
Cellular component (GO): microtubule
Molecular function (GO): tubulin binding
Source: RefSeq, a predicted model, not a curated record
UGUCGAGUGGGCGGGGAGAAUUCGAUUAGAGCACCAUCUAUCGUACGUCUUCGAAACGACGCUCCGUACUACAUCCCUUUCGUCAGCCACUUCAAAAAAACGAAUACAGUAUCUGCAAAUAUAAGGAAUAGGACAGAAUAUUCCUAGAUCCUAAAUAGAUUUGUUUGAAAAUGGCAACCGAAGAUGUUAGUUUCGAAGAGCAGUUUCGGAAUUUUGCCAAAUUCGGUGAUGCAAAAAGUACCGGCGAGACAAUAACUCUGAGUAACAGCGACAAAUGGUUCAAACAAUCGAAAGUUAUCGACGGCAAAACUAUCACCACUACAGACACCGGAAUUUACUUCAAGCAGAUUUCCAAGGCGAAGAAGGCUUUGAAUCUGAACGAAUAUAACCAAUUUCUGGAGACGGUGGCUAAAAAUAAAAAAUUGUCUUUGGACGAGAUGAAAGAAAAAUUGACCAGCUGCGGCCUUCCCGGAACCAGUAGGACCACGGCUUCGGCCAGAGGGGGUGCAGUGGGAAGACUGACCGACCAUACAAAAUUCACGGGAACUCACAAACAAAGAUUUGACGAAACUGGUCGAGGAAAGGGACGCGAAGGAAGAGAAGACGUUCAAAGCGAUUCAGGAUACGUUCAUGGAUACGCUGCCGAAGGAUCUUACGAUAAGACACACUAAUACAAUUUGCCUUAAUGAAUUUCAUUGAGCCGCUGUGAUUUUUUCCGAACAAUCCGAAUAGGCCUACAGCUUUAAUCUGUUUACCUAUCGCAUUGCAUUCUUGUAAUCCAAACAAAUACCGUUAUAGUAUUUAACAAGACAGAAACCUCUUAUAGAUAAACAGGGGUGGGAAAUUAAAUUAAAUUUGCUAUAUAAUUUUUCAGAAAAAUUUACAAAAGCACAAAGUUUAUGCCUAUUUAUUCGGACCAAUAUUUGCUAGAUAUAUUAUAAUACAAAGUUUGAAAUAUUUUCUCCAACAGCUUUCAUGUGAAAGAGCCUAUCAAACAAUGAAUCGAUAACGGUGAUAAGAAUUCGAUAACUUAAAAUAAACUGUCAAUAUUUAAGUUUAUGUAUAGACAGAUAAAUAUACCAACUUAUGCAAAAAUAGUAGGCAUACUAGAAAUUAUUUAUGUAUAAUAUACGGUAUGUAAUCUCUAUAUAUAUAUGUAUAUAUAAUAAUAAUAAUAUUAUAAAAAUAUAAAAUCAAAUUAUAGAUGUAUUACUAUUGUAUAUACAUAUUAUGUUAUUGGAUACAUGAAAUAUGGUCUGUAUUUGCAGUGUUUGAAUUAUAUCACUGCCAUUAUUAUAUAGGCCUUAUCUUUAUAUAAUUUCGAAUUUUUCUUAUUCGUAUAUAAGUUAAUUAUUUACUAAUUUAAUCGGGUAAAGAAUUUGUUGUUUAGAUUCACUAUUAGCUAUUACAAUAUUAACAACUGGGAUCGGUACUAAUAGAAAGCGUUAAGUUAAAGAAGAAAAAGAUGUUAAAUCUGUGUUUGUCAUAUGAAAAUUUUAUGUCGUGUUGAUUGUAAAUAACGUUAACUGUUCCAAGAAAUUUUAUCUUUAUUUGACUUGUGAUUCUAUUUUUAAACAUAUUUGUUAUCCGGAUAAUUGAAGUUAAUUAUCUCUUUUGUUCAUAGUCCAGUUUUUAUUGUUCUUUUUUUUCUAAUUUAUCCAAUUUUAUUUCAUUUUAUUUAUUUUUUUUUCUUUUUACCCUUAAUUUUUGGAUGAAAGACGAUCGUAUUUUUACAAACAAAACUGUUUUUUCUUAUAAAAUAACAAAAUAUAUUUCAUUAUUAUUAUUAUUAUUAUUUGAAAAACUAGUUUAAUUUCAAAUAUCGAGUUUUAUAUUCUGUGUAUCUUAUAAUAUACGAAUUUGGUUUGAGAAAAAUAAAAUAAAAAUCUCAA